AUGACAGUCGCGAUUAAUACAAAGGUCUUAAAUAAUUCUCAAAACCAGUUACAAUUAAUUCACGAUAAAUAUGAUGAUAAUUCUUUGUGGUCAAAAAUAAGAAAAGGUCCUUUGGGUUUUAGUUUAUAUGCAGCGCUUCAAUAUCCAAAAGUAUUCUUAAAUAGAUUUUUUUUUGAUAACACACUUAAUCCAACUUGGACGAUUUAUCAAGAAUCAUUUAUAAAUGUACUGAAAUGGACACUUGACGCUCCUUUGACUACAAUCAGAUCAAAUUUCAUAUUUCUUGAAUAUAUAAUGAAACACUUUGGAUGUUCUGAACCAUAUACGCUAUUAGAUGAUGACGAAGACAUUAAAGGAUAUUGGUUAGGCCCUGAACUUUGGAAAGGCCGUCACCCAGAAGCUGUUAUUUUAUACGUUCAUGGUGGACAUGUAGCGAUGUCAUCAUUUUUUGGAAUAAGAUUUUUAUGCUAUUUAAUUAAACAAUUACGUAUUCAACAUGAUAUACAUAUUAGAGUGUUGUCGGUUGAUUAUAGUUUGGCACCAGAAGAACCAUUUCCAAGUGGUAUUAAUUGCAUUAAAAGAGCUUAUAAAUGGUUAACUGAGGAAGUUGGUACUCCAAAAAAUCAAAAAGUAUUUUUAUGUGGGGAUUCAUCUGGUGCAACUGGAGUAAUACUAAUUUCACCGUGGGUGGAAUUAGCAUGUGACAAAUUAUCAUGCCUUACAAAUUCAAAAUACGAUUAUUUACCAAGUCAAUUUACAAGUGUAUCAGCCGAAAACUAUUUAUUUGGCAACGUUGGUAAUCCAAAUCGAUUUCAAGACUCGUAUCGACCAACAGUCAACGAGCCAUUGAUAUUAUCAUGGUUGGAAAAAGUCGAAGAUUCAUUUGAUUAUGUUGGAAUCGAUGAUCCUAAUUAUUAUAAUUUAUUAUCGCCAUCAUCCAGAAUAUCUAAAAGAUAUAGUAUAGAAAGUAGAAGUACCAAUAAUCGAUUUUCAAUGCAUUCGCAACGAAACUCCAAAAGUUCUUUCAAAAAUCUUGGAAGUUCCUUCCGAAAUUCAAAAAUUAGAAUUGAUUCCUCCUCGUCGUUUAUGGUUAAUAGUUAUUUAAAUAAUAACAAUGGAAAAGGAACAACUAAAAAUCACAUAUAUAGUAGUACCAAUAAUACUAACGAGGAGUUUAACGAAUUAGAUACAACAACUAGACAAUCAAGUACGCAUCAUAGAAUAACAUUACAUCAAAUAAUUGAAAAAAAUAAAGUAGAAUUUUCAAGAAAAAGAAUAACAAAUGAUAUAUACGUAAAUCCAAUGGUGUCGCCUCUAUAUAUUAAAAAGAGAAUUUUGGCAAAAUUCCCACCUUUGUUUAUUUCUUAUGGUGGAAAGGAAAUUUUUAAAGAUGAUAUUGAAAUGUUUUGUAAAAAAUGCAUUGAAUCAAAGAAUUAUUUUGGAGGUAGUGUUCCAAAUCAUAAUAAAAACAGUCAUCCUGACGUGACUAUUGAAAUUGAUCCUGAAAUGGUUCACGCAUAUCCAAUAUUUGUUGAUGCAUUUGGUAAACAUUCAAAAAAUACAUUGAAUCGCAUCGCAAGUUUCAUAUCAUCAAAAGUUUACCCUUCUCGUUUAUCAACAAGCCUAUCAUUUCAUCAUAAUAAUAUUAGAAGAAGCGAGUUACUAAAUUUAGAGAAACAUGGAUUACAUGGAGUGUCAAAUGAAUUAAAAGAGCAAUUGGUGGAAUUGGCUAAAAAUAAUCCCUAG
Molecule: messenger RNA, 1746 nt
Organism: Entrophospora sp. SA101
Lineage: Eukaryota; Fungi; Glomeromycota; Glomeromycetes; Entrophosporales; Entrophosporaceae
Source: the annotation of a GenBank genome assembly